AAAACAGCAUCAUAUCAUUUUGUUCAUCUCGCAAGAAGCAAAAAAAUGGCAGCAGCCGUAGCUGGAGUGAACUUCGCCGCCGUGAAAGUGUUCGCUAGGGCAUCGGAGCAGCCGAAAUCCGUGAGCUUCUCGCAGUUGAACAACCCGUGGAGGCGGAGCGUGAGCGUGCCACUGAGAAGGAUGUGCGUAGCCGCGGCGCCGGACAAGCUGACCAACAAGGUGGAGGAGAGCAUCAAGGCUGCGGAGGAGGCGUGCGCGGGCGAUGCGGUGAGCGGGGAGUGCGCGGCAGCAUGGGACGAGGUGGAGGAGCUGAGCGCGGCGGCCAGCCACGCCAGGGACAAGCACAAGGACUCCGACCCCUUGGAGACCUACUGCAAGGACAAUCCCGAGACCGACGAGUGCCGUACUUAUGAUAAUUAAUUCUUCUUCUUCUUCUUCUUUAUUGUUGCUGUAAUGUUUUUUUUUAUAUAUAUUUUUAAGGAUUUUCGAUAUUUACGGUUUAUUGUUAGUUGUUACAGUAUGCAACUCAUUAUACGAUACUUAUUCAAACAUACAUCGCUUGUUGAUUAGAGAAUAUAAUUAGAUGGAGUAGUAUUUAUGAGCAA
This is a messenger RNA of Salvia hispanica, 605 nucleotides long. RefSeq names its product calvin cycle protein CP12-2, chloroplastic-like. Gene Ontology annotation, biological process: negative regulation of reductive pentose-phosphate cycle. NCBI's taxonomy places the organism in Eukaryota, Viridiplantae, Streptophyta, Magnoliopsida, Lamiales, Lamiaceae. The record is from RefSeq and is a predicted model, not a curated record. Gene Ontology annotation, cellular component: chloroplast.